AGUAAACUGAAUUUUAAAAUUGUAUUACACUAAAUACAAAAUGAAAUUACAUCUUGCAAUUCGUGUGAUAUUAUUAAUUAUGUUUGCUAAAUCCCAUUAUACUGAUGCUCAACAAACAAAAGAUAAUCUUGAUGAGUAUAUAGAUGGUCUGAUAAAAAAUAGAAAGCCCGAUGACAAUAUUAUCGUGGGCAAUAAUAUUAAUAAUCGAGUUCAGAAUAAUGGCAAGACCACUAUUCAUUACAAUGGCAAAGACUAUGUGAAAUAUUGGAAUAAUAACGAUAACCGAGAUGAUGAAGAUCAAACUAUAGGGAAACCGAACAGUGAUGACAAUAUUAUCAGUGGCAAUAAUAUUCGAAAUCGAGUACAGGUUAAUGGCAAGACUAUACAUAACGGAGAUCAGGUCGACGAAAGCGAUGACAAAAACUCUCCAAAGACUAAAGAAUUAAAUUGGUUGCAAAAAUUCAUUAAUUGGAUUGGCUAAGUUGGUCAAUAUAUUGUAUUUUUUUAUUCAUUGUAUGUAUAUUUAUUUAGUUCAUGGAAUAAACAAAUACUCUCUGUCGAUAA
Molecule: messenger RNA, 564 nt
Organism: Calliphora vicina (urban bluebottle blowfly)
Lineage: Eukaryota; Metazoa; Arthropoda; Insecta; Diptera; Calliphoridae
Product: glycosyltransferase-like protein gnt13
Exons: 5
Coding region: 41-481 (146 amino acids)
Source: RefSeq, a predicted model, not a curated record